This is a messenger RNA of Teleopsis dalmanni, 1758 nucleotides long. RefSeq names its product SET domain-containing protein SmydA-8 (gene SmydA-4). Gene Ontology annotation, molecular function: protein binding. NCBI's taxonomy places the organism in Eukaryota, Metazoa, Arthropoda, Insecta, Diptera, Diopsidae. Bases 87 to 1682 code for a protein of 531 amino acids. The record is from RefSeq and is a predicted model, not a curated record. The transcript has 7 exons.
AGAUCGUACGCGAGUAGUUGCAGUCGGUUCGUGGCACAGAUCACACUGAUUUUGUGGUGCAGAGAACAUUUCUAAAAGUUUCAAAAAUGCCUCCCAGAAAACAUAAAAACAAGAAGAGUCAUCACCAACGACAACAACAGCAGGUAAACAAAUCAAACAGUUCAAAAAAAGAAACCUCAAAUAUUAGAAAGGAGAGUGAGGACUAUGAAACGACAAACAUACAAUUACCGUAUAAAUUGGAACACUCAAACAUUGUUGGACGUUAUCUUGUAGCAAGUCGAGAACUUAAGGCAGGAGAAUUAUUAAUAAUCGAAGAACCUUUGGCCAUCGGGCCUUGUGUGUCUUCUGAUGCAGUGUGUUUAGGCUGCUACAAGCCAGUCAAGCUAAAUGGUGUACAAUAUAGGUGCACUUCUUGCUGCUGGCCAUUAUGCAGUGUAAAAUGUAAAGGAUUAUACGCGGCAACUGGUCACACCAUCGAAGAAUGUGAUUUAUUAAAAGCGCAGAAAAAUACUACGUCUCUCUCAGCUACUACAUCCGCCACAAUAGUCAAAAAUUUGUAUGAACUCAUUUUGAUUGUGCGCAUAUUACUGAUGAAACAGCACUCUCCUGAGAAAUACGCAAAAAUUAUGCUCAUGGAAUCACAUUCGGAACUGCGUAAACAGAAUGCGGACUUGUGGCAACAUUACCAACAAAAUGUGGUGACUAAGUUGCUCGAUGAAUGGCAUAUGGCCUCAUAUACUGCGGAUGAGAUUCACACUGUUUGUGGUAUUUUAGAUGUGAAUUGUUUUGAAAUUGGACAAAAUUCGGCCAAAGCCCGAACUCUUUACCCUAAUGCAUUUUUGCUUGCACACGACUGCAGUCCAAAUACUUCACAUACAGAUGAUCCAAACACAUUUGCAAUCGUUUUGCGCACUUCGCGACAUGUACAAAAGGAUGAAGCACUUACAUUGAGUUAUGCAUAUACACUACAGGGAACUUUGAAACGGAGAGACUUCAUGCAUGCUGGAAAGCUUUUUUGGUGUUUCUGCCAGCGUUGUAGCGAUCCGAUGGAGUUGGGAACAGAUUGUAGUGCUAUUAUAUGUGCUAAAUGCAAGAAGGGUUCACUAAGGUCAUCUGAUCCUUUAAAUCAAGAUGCAGACUGGAUAUGUGAUAAUUGUGAUAAUACUUUGAUUAGCAAAGACUUAGUAAAUCUGUUAGAUAAAAUUAAUGAUGACUUGGAAUCUAUUGAUGUGCACGAUGUUUCUGGGUUAGAAAACUUCCUGAAAAGGUACAGUGAGAUACUCCGUUUCAAUCAUUAUUUGUUACUUUCUGCAAAAUAUUCACUAUGCCAAAUUUAUGGUCGCAUCGAAGGUUAUUUACUGAACAAUAUGUCGUUUGAAGACAUAAAGCGCAAGGAGAAGUAUUGUCGUGAAUUUUUAGCAGUGAUCGAUAUCUUAGAGCCAGGACUUACCCGUUUAAGAGGGCUUAUAAUGUAUGAAUUGCACGCUCCGAUUAUGCUGUUAUCCCGACACUUGAUGCAAAAUGGUUUGAUAAGCAAAACUGAGUUUCACCGAAACAUUCAAGAAGUGACUAAUCUCUUACGCCAAAGCCACGAAAUUUUGGAAAUGGAACCCCCUGGAUCUAGUGAACAUCAAAUGGGACUAGCAGCAGCAGACGCAUUAAUAAAAAUGGGUUGCAAAUAGAUGUUGAUAUAUGUAUAUUCAAAUAACUGAAACUAAUUUUAACAAUUGGUUUUUAAUUAAAUUUUUUCUUAGCAUU